Python bivittatus (Burmese python) is the source of this 1880-nucleotide messenger RNA. The record is from RefSeq and is a predicted model, not a curated record. Lineage: Eukaryota; Metazoa; Chordata; Lepidosauria; Squamata; Pythonidae.
CUUGGAAAACACAAUGACACCACAAGGCUGAAGGCUGGGCUGGGAAAGGCAUCCUCUGCACCAGAUCAGAUACAACGGUAACCAGUCCUCCUUGCCAUGGCUAAGAGCGCAGAAGUGAAGCUGGCCAUCUUUGGCCGAGCUGGAGUAGGAAAAUCAGCUCUCGUCGUACGUUUUCUGACCAAGCGGUUCAUAUGGGAGUAUGACCCUACUCUUGAGUCCACUUACCGUCAUCAAGCCACCAUUGAUGAUGAGGUUGUUUCCAUGGAAAUACUAGAUACAGCUGGGCAGGAGGAUGUUAUUCAGAAGGAAGGGCAUGUACGAUGGGGUGAAGGAUUUGUGCUGGUUUAUGACAUCACAGAUAGAGGCAGCUUUGAAGAAGUCCUUCCCUUAAAGAACUUGUUGGAUGAAGUCAAAAAACCCAAGAAUGUUACUUUGAUCCUAGUUGGGAACAAAGCAGACCUGGACCACUCCAGGCAGGUCAGCACUGAAGAAGGGGAGAAGCUGGCCACAGAACUAGCUUGCGCCUUUUAUGAAUGCUCUGCAUGUACAGGAGAAGGCAACAUUAUGGAAGCUUUUUAUGAGCUUUGUCGGGAAGUGCGACGCCGGAAAAUGGUUCAAGGCAAGACUCGGAGGCGAAGUUCCACUACUCAUGUGAAGCAAGCAAUUAACAAGAUGCUUACCAAAAUUAGCAGCUAAAAUAUCUAUAUUUUUUUUCCUUUCAGAAGAGGUGCAUUUUGCAGGAAGAGGGAACAGAAGGCUUAACUGUGUUUGUCAAUAGGAUGGUCAAAGCUUUGCAUUUUUAUUAUUAAUUAUUAUUAUUGUUGUUGUUAUUAUACCAUCACCUCAUUAUUCUUGAAGUUAAGAGAUGCAAGGAAAGUUUCAGGAAUGGUAAUACAUGCUCUACUCCAGUUUUGUUUAUCACCAAAUCAUAUCUUUAAAAAAAAGGUAUGUGGAAGAUGUAUCAGAAUGCAUCAAGAAUUUACCCAACACCAUUGGUUUUGCAUGCUCACAUGUGGCUAUUAUAUGAUGGCUUGUCAUUGUCUAAGAGGUGACUAUCAAGUCUUUGUGGGGUGCAAUAGCUGGUUAGUGCACCACCGCGGUCUCCAGAAAGUUACUUCAUAAGCCAUUGACACGAGGCAUUCAAAGAGUGAACUUUGCCACACAACCUUAUCUAGUCCAAACAUCCAAGCAGAGAGAAAGAUGUUAAGGAUGGAUGUGUGAAUCAGUCAAUUUCAAUUUCACUUAACUUUGCCUUUUGUCAACCUUAAAUUCAUUUCCUUCUACGUCUGCAUUAAUUUGCAAUUUUAAGGAAAAAAAAUUGCACAAUUUCAGACACAUUUUUGUGCAUUUCUCUCAAUGUGCACAUUUUUGUAGGCGCUCCCCCUUAAUGUACAUAAUUUUAGAUGGCAUUUAUACAAUUUUUUGGCAAGUGAUUUUUUUCCUAAUGUCAUUUAAAAAAAAAUCCUCUGAUGUUAUAAACAUUCGAUAUGUAUUUUUCAGUUGCAUCCUACACCUUAAUAUUUGUAAGAGAGCAUUUAGGGAAGUGUGAAUUACGCAACUAUCAUUGCUGUUUAGAGCACUGUUAAAAAGCUGAACAUGAGAUGGGUCCCAAUGAUGGCAGUAUUCUUUUCAUAGGCCUCCCUUCUCAAUUUGAACGUAUUUCAAAAAUCCAUCCUAGAAUGUAAUUAAUUUUGAAUAUAUGUUAAAAUAAGAGAGAAUAUCAUAGAUUUCUCCACUUAAAGUGUAUAGGGAAAGACUGACAGAGCCCCUCUUCCCCUCACCCUUUUAUCCAGUACUUCAACUUUAGAUGACCAGCAGCAAGGUGGAUGGACUCAGUUACAGUGGUGAUGAGUGCACUGUUGGAAGACCUAAUGACCAGG